UGUCAGUUGUCUGACUAACUUCUAUUGAAUUAAUAGUGCCAGAAAGGUAAGCAGCAUGCAGUGUGAGUGUUGUUUACAGGAUACUGUGAUCAGUCAGUUUAUUCUGAUGCUUAGUGCCAGUUGUGUCCCGAGCAAUUAAGUGCCAGUUCUAUCUCCGUGAGAAUAGAUGCAAUAACAAACUAUGUACAAAAGGGGUCUUUAUGGAACUUGAAGGAAAUUUGUGAUUAAUGAAAUUUCCACUUGGUGCAGUUAAUUUUAUUUUUUCUGUCUAAUAAAAUCAGAUCAUUUGGUGUCUUUAUACAUAUGUUGCCUGUUUUGUUUUUUUUUCAUUCCACACUCAUCCAAGUGAAAAUGAGCCCAGCCUCUCGAGGUUUUUGACAACAUCUUUUCAUCCAAUCCCUGCUUGUUCCACCUUGUGUAAAUCUGAAAUCUGCCCUGUAGUCUCUUCCUCAUCCACUUCCUUACUUCCUCCUUGUGCUGUACAGGAUGAUGUUGCUUGAGGUCUUAAGCAGCAGGAAUUAAAUAUGAGGCAUCUUGUGUAUUUUUCCCAACAAAAGAACAUGGCGGGGGGGGGCAGCGUUCCCAGCUUCAGGUUUUAUUUUGUACCUGAUUGAUUCAGUAAUGACCACAUUGAAUUGGUGUUUGUCUACUUGGGUUAAAGGAAAGAGAAACUAGUCAAGUUUCCCACUCCAGUGUCGAGCAAAUAUCCUGACUGGAUACUGGGUGAAUGUGGAAUGAAGCUCUGAUACUCACAGUUCAAUAUUCCAACUGCUUAUGUAUACUGUUUGAGCCCUUCUGCAUCCUCACUUAGGUGAGGCCAUGGAAAAUUAAAUCUAGAACAGUGUCCCAUUUGAAACUAGGGAACAAAAUUUACUAAUUUAAAUCUUGUAUUCUUGGGGAAAAUUUAUUGAAUUAAUACUUUGUCAAUAAAAAUAAUUGUUUAAUAGGAAGGGGGAGAUUAAAAAGACCCAACUCUCAGAUGAGGUACAAAGACUGCAUUGUGCUAAAACAUUACUACGUUGUCAGACUGGAUGGAUGUUUGUUUGCGCAUAUAUAGCAGCUUUUAAACUAAAACCAGACCAAGAAUACAUCAUGAAGGAUGUGAUAUGAAUAUUGUCUGUUUAUCUCUUGAUCACUGACAAUGCUGAUAUUAAUUUGAGGAUCAGAUACACUUUUCUUUUUCAGUGUGAUCCUGGUGAUCUCAAGUGGAAGAAUUGCCUGGAAAUCCACUGUUACUGUGGGUAGAGAUUUGAAUUUGCAGCAUGCUGUUUUGGAGCCGAAUCAUAAAAUUCCACAGCAUAGGAGGCAGCGAUUCGACACAUCGUACCUUUGUCUGCUUUUGAAAGAACCAUCCAAAUGGUGCUCACUCCCUUUCUGCCAUUCCUGUGCUUUCCUCCUGGCCCUGCAAUGCUCUCCUCCUAGAGUAUCUACAGAAAUGGCUUGCAGCUGAUCCCCUCCAUCAUAGAUUUUAAACAAACCCAUGGUCGUGAAUGUGGGUGGGAAGAUGUGGAAAAUAAUUGUUAAUCCUAUUCUCUUAACUGGGAAUGGUGUGGCCUUGUGGGAAAAAGAAAGUAGGUGCAGGCUGUUAAAACUUAAGCCUACUACCUAUUAUCUCAGAUUUUGAGUUGAAUGUAAACUGAUCUACAUUUUCUCCACUGGCUUCAAAUUACACACUGUCAAUGGUGAUUAUUUGAUCAUCCAAUUGUCCCUUGUCCUUUUACCAAUGGUAUGAGCCAACCUUUCCAACCCACAUGCCAGUCCGCUUGAAUGUUAGUUACACAUGAUUCUGGUUUGAGUCACUAUAGCAACCUGUCACAUAUUUGGUGUGAUCUGAACCUAUGGAUAGCAAUGACAGACUCCAACUGUCUUUCCAUCUUCUAGCUGGCUGAGAAUCUCUCCUGCUCUUAAUAUCUGCCACUGAUACAUGUUAAAAAGAGCUGAUGGCUGAUCAACUUGCUUGGCAGCCUUAUGAAUAUGCCUUUCUUGGUCAUCCGACCUUGGGUAGUUGCAUUCUAACCUGAAGUUUCUGACUCUGAGGCAGGGAUGCUCCUCACUGCUCUACAACCCUUCAAUCUGUUGGAAUUGCUGGUUCUUGGCAAGAAUGGAGAAUAGAGUUUAUUUGCAACUCUUAAGUACAGCAAAUCAACGAUCUAAUGCUUAAUGUGAUAGUUUGAACUAAUCUGCAAAUAGUUGAUUGGUGUGCAGUUUGAACUUUUUAAACAAUACAACUUUAAUGUACACUGGACAGAUGUUGCUAGUCCAUAGUCUUUCCAUCACUAUAUAUAAUCAUACACUGGCAAAUCUGGGAAGUUAAAUGUACAAACACUGCUGUUCACAUCAGGCCAAUCUCUUUUAAAGAACACCAGAUCAAAGCGGUUUUUAUCCCUGGAACCAGUCAUCCAAGUAGUGCUGUCUUGGAUGCCUUUUUUGUUUGUUUUUAAACUUUGAUAUGUCAUUAGUCUGUGUUUAAAGUGUAACAGAGUAUUUCACUGGACAUUUGCAGAUUGGAUAUGUUUUGAUCCUUCAAACCAGAGGAAAUGAGCACAAAAUUACUUUCCUCAGAAGUGGCAGGAUUGCUUUCUUCCAAAACAAAGCUGAUCUCCCCUUUUCUGAUUUUUCUAAGUUGUCUUACCCAUGUGGAUACCUUGAUCGUUGCUUUACUAUAGAUAAGUCAAUACAAGCAAAUUUAAAGGUGCAAAGAUGAUUUUUUUGCAGCAUUUAGAGUGACUGAACUCUGCUUCCAUUGAGCAUUCUGUAAAACAACCUGUUCUUAAAGAUUUUUUUAAAGAAUAUUUUGGAACCAUCCCAAAUAGGAAAUGGCCAGCAGUGAAAAGCCACCUGGAGCAUCUUGGCUGUUUUUACACUAGUGUUUCUUUUCAAAAAUGGUUCUGCAAACCCAGUGAUGGUUCAGUGUUCUGAUUUCCUGUUGCAUAUGCCUGGUUUUAACUUAUUAAGCACCUGUUGUGGUUAAUGCUGCUUGUGACAUUUCUAGGUAAAAUAAAGCAAUUCGAUCCCGAACGUUAAGGUGACAGGAUCAUAAACCCGUGUCUGACUAUGUUAUGAUAGCAAUGGGUGAAACCACAUUCUACAAGAUUUACCUUCCGCACAGAGAGAAAAGUGCCAAAACUUGGUGUAAUGCUGAUCGGAUGGGGUGGUAACAAUGGAACAACCGUUACUGCAGCAGUCCUGGCCAACAAAUUGGGACUUUCCUGGAUGACCAAAACGGGAGAGAAGGUUGCUAAUUACUAUGGAUCCUUGUUUCAAGCCUCCACUGUGUGCCUCGGGACAGGUUCUGCUGGUGAUGUUUAUGUGCCCUUCAAGGAUCUACUGCCCACGGUUGAUCCAAAUGACAUUGUGUUUGAUGGCUGGGAUAUCUCCUCCAUGAAUCUCUCUGAUGCCAUGGUACGAGCUCAGGUCCUUGAUUGGCCACUUCAAGAGCAGCUGAAGCCUCAUAUGAAGAAGUUGCACCCUCGGCCUUCUGUUUACAUUCCAGAAUUCAUUGCAGCUAAUCAGGAGGACCGAGCGGAUAAUGUAAUACAAGGUUCCAGAAAGGAACAGGUUGAGCAAAUUAGAAAGGACAUCCGGGACUUCAAAGCAAAGAGUGGAGUUGACAAAGUAAUUGUUUUGUGGACAGCAAAUACUGAGCGUUUUUGUGAUGUCAUACCUGGUGUAAAUGACACAGCAGAAAAUCUCAUGAAAACAAUUGAGUUUGACAUGGAGAUAUCACCAUCAUCUAUGUUUGCUGUGGCUAGCAUUUUGGAAGGCUGUGCCUACAUCAAUGGAUCUCCACAGAACACCUUUGUGCCAGGAGUAGUUGAUCUUGCUAUUAAACGUAAAGUGUUUAUUGGUGGCGAUGACUUCAAAUCUGGACAGACGAAGAUGAAAUCUGUGCUAGUAGAUUUCUUAGUCAGUGCUGGUCUGAAGACUGUCUCAAUUGUCAGUUAUAAUCACUUGGGCAACAACGAUGGAAAGAAUCUGUCUGCACCAGAGCAGUUCCGAUCAAAAGAGAUCUCAAAGAGUAAUGUAGUGGAUGACAUGGUUCAAUCUAAUCCCAUUUUAUACAAACAAUCUGAGAAACCAGAUCACUGUGUUGUAAUUAAGUAUGUUCCAUAUGUUGGAGAUAGUAAGCGUGCUAUGGAUGAAUAUACGUCAGAAAUUAUGAUGGGUGGCACUAAUACCAUUGUCCUACACAACACCUGUGAGGAUUCCUUGCUGGCUAGUCCUCUUAUUCUGGACCUUGUGAUCCUGACUGAGCUGUGCCAAAGGAUAACAUUCAAAGCAGAAUUGGAUCUAGAAUUCCAAACAUUCCAUAGUGUCCUCUCCAUCCUCAGCUACCUCUGCAAAGCUCCAUUGGUUCCAGAUGGAAGUCCAAUUGUCAACUCUCUUUUCAGACAAAGGACUUGCAUUGAAAAUAUUCUGAGGGCUUGUUUGGCUCUUCCUCCUCAAAACCAUAUGUUACUGGAACACAAGAUGCAAAGGAGCUUUAUGACUGACGGCUAUGUAGCUCAACCUAUACCUUGCAUAAAUGAGAAACUCAACAAUACCCCAUGCAAGAACCAUAUUUUAAAUGGUCACACCAAUGGAUAUAUUCACUAAAUUUUCAAACUUUUUUAUUAUUGGUAGAUGAUGUUGUAGUAAUAUAGUUGAAACUCAGGGUUACUUGUUGGAUUUUGAUCUCCCUAGAUUUCUGGAUAUGAAUAUUCUUGUUUAUUCUGCCAGACACUAUGUUGAAAGUUUGUUGCACUUCACCUGUUUUAUUGUCUAAUAGCAAUGCUGGUGAUGACUUAUCAACUGUUGCAAAGCUACAUAUUAAACUGUCCAGAAUGUUUUAAGUACUUCUUGUUUUGCAAGUAUUGACAACCUUGUUAGUGAGAAGUGAGCAACUUGCUCCCUACUUAGAGCAUUGAGCAGUAACUGGAUGUUGGAACUUGAAAAUAAAACCUUUGGUCUUCAUCAUCAAA
Messenger RNA from Stegostoma tigrinum, 4961 nucleotides. RefSeq names its product inositol-3-phosphate synthase 1-A-like. Gene Ontology annotation, molecular function: inositol-3-phosphate synthase activity. The transcript has 10 exons. Gene Ontology annotation, cellular component: cytoplasm. Bases 3136 to 4596 code for a protein of 486 amino acids. NCBI's taxonomy places the organism in Eukaryota, Metazoa, Chordata, Chondrichthyes, Orectolobiformes, Stegostomatidae. The record is from RefSeq and is a predicted model, not a curated record. Gene Ontology annotation, biological process: phospholipid biosynthetic process; inositol biosynthetic process.